AGCAGCGACUCUGACGGAGUGAAGCAGUGCGGCAACUGGUCUGGGGAUGCUUAGCAGAGUGGUCCGAUGUAAAGGCAAGCUACACCAUUUCUGUAGGGGGUGCUGUUUGGCUGUGGUUGUAUGCCUUGUUCCGGAUAUGUCACAUGCCUUUAUUAGAAAUUGCUAAUAAGUCUUGGUCCGGUUGCACCACGGCAUGUAGCGGAGUAAAUGCGAUUGGACACCCGUCUGACGCAGCUGCGCGCCAUCGAGUUAAAAUGCUUAUCCGCUUUUGUGCCGGUGUGACUGGCUGUAUGUAUCUCUAAUUUCUAUCAAAUGCAAGAAAGUCUUCCUCUUAACUCUGAUUCAACUGGAUAAGAAAAAUACAUGUUAGCUAGAUACGAAAUGCCGUGACGUGAAUGUAGUGAUGAUGACGGAUAAACGCGAGGCCUUAAAUCACAUCCUCCCCAUUCAGCUUCAGGCUUAGCUCUGUCUUUUGGGUUCCCAGCUGCUUAUGACUGUGAGGGUUGCUCAUGCCCUCUUAUCUGCCAACUGCUAAGAUCAAAAUGCAGCAAACCAAUCGCAAGCUUGACAGAAACCGCAUUAACCUAAUUUAAUUUAAAUUGGCAACUGAUAUCAGAAUAUCGGAUAUCGGGAAACCUGACAGCUCAGGUGCGUUUUUAGGAAAGACAGCUGAAGACCUGAAGCAGGAGACCGUGUGUGAUUUGAUCCUAGAGACAGAGCAGCUGAGCUUGGCGUCUGGGGUUUGGUCCAGGACCUCGCUGAUCUUAAAACUGAAACGCGUAAGGUUUUUGAUCUUCAGCAUACGAUGCCAGGAGCUCUAUUGAUUGGAGGAAGGAGGUAAAGUGCCGUGUAAUGCUGUUAUGGGCCUUUCGCUUUCCCAGAGGGGGGAACCAGCAGCGUGCCACGGACCGCGGGAGGAUGUCCUUUUACAGCUGCUUUCCGCAUUGCUCCUUCAGGAAAUAUGGUCUUCCCUCCUGCAUUGCAGAUAUCAGUGGCCUGCUCCUGCAAUCCGGCAACCAGAGCUCCAUCCAGAUUUAGUUCCAGAUUUUAAGGUGCAACAUGCAAGCAAGCAGAUCAGCGCAGACCAGCAGUACAAGGGGAUCAUCGACUGCAUCGUGAGGAUCCCCAAAGAGCAGGGAUUCGCCUCCUUCUGGCGUGGCAACUUAGCCAACGUCAUCCGCUACUUCCCCACCCAGGCCCUCAACUUCGCCUUCAAGGACAGAUACAAGCAGGUCUUCUUGGGCGGCGUGGAUAAGCACACGCAGUUCUGGCGCUAUUUCGCCGGGAACCUGGCGUCGGGUGGCGCUGCGGGGGCUACCUCACUCUGCUUCGUGUACCCGCUGGAUUUUGCCCGAACACGCCUGGCGGCAGACGUGGGCAAAGCCAGGCCUUCCAGAGAGUUCAGUGGGCUGGCCGACUGCCUGCUCAAAAUUUUCAAGUCUGACGGCCUGCGAGGUCUAUACCAGGGGUUCAGCGUGUCAGUACAGGGCAUCAUCAUAUACAGAGCUGCUUACUUCGGUAUCUAUGACACAGCUAAAGGCUUGCUCCCAGACCCCAAGAACACCCACAUGGCAGUGAGCUGGAUGAUCGCGCAGACGGUGACCACUGUGGCGGGGGUGCUGUCAUACCCGUUUGACACUGUGAGGCGGCGUAUGAUGAUGCAGUCGGGCCGCAAAGGAGCUGAUAUUAUGUACACCAGCACGCUGGACUGCUGGCAAAAGAUCAGCCGGGACGAAGGCCACAAGGCGUUCUUCAAAGGCACCCUGUCCAACGUGCUCCGAGGAAUGGGCGCGGCCUUCGUGCUGGUCCUGUACGAUGAAUUCAAGAAGUUUGUCUGAUUGGACCUCACUUGUGUUAGCGGCUUGGAGUGAAGAGACUUAUGUGGAGGAAGUAAUGUUACCAUUAAAGGUCCGUUAUGAGUUUACAAAACUUUUUUUUUUCCUAGUACCGUGUCAUAGUGACAGAAAGCCUCAAACCGCUGACCUGUGAGAUGUCCUUUUAAUUGCUGUACUUUUUAUGUUCUAACAUUUUUUGCACAUUUUGACCAUAUAUGUGUCUUAAUUUUAAACCUGCACAUCCUGAGAUAAUAAACAGUUUAAACAGUA
This is a messenger RNA of Paramormyrops kingsleyae, 2105 nucleotides long. Lineage: Eukaryota; Metazoa; Chordata; Actinopteri; Osteoglossiformes; Mormyridae. The record is from RefSeq and is a predicted model, not a curated record.